AUGGAAGUCAUCGGUCUUCGGUAUGUCACUAACUCUUACGUUGGCACGGUGAUUUUAGGUUCUCGAUUCCGUCAUGGAGGAGAAGUGGAAAUGCUUGUAGAAAUGAGUAACACAAAGCAAGAAAAAGUUAAAGCCGAACAAUUUAGGUGGACAAAACCUAUGUCUCAUAUGUUGCUUGAGAUUUUGGAUGAGGAGGUCUGUGAAAGGGAAUAA
Messenger RNA from Dovyalis caffra, 213 nucleotides. NCBI's taxonomy places the organism in Eukaryota, Viridiplantae, Streptophyta, Magnoliopsida, Malpighiales, Salicaceae. The record is from the annotation of a GenBank genome assembly.